AUGCUAAGCCUUUUACCGGAUUUUGUCGAUAUAGAUACGUUUGUUGACAACAUGAGUGGGCACCAAAACAUCUCAGAACACUUUCUUUCCGCAAGAGAAAAAUCACUUGAGAAGAAAGUCGUUCAUUUGGAGACCCAGUUACAGGUGUACAAGUCCCAAAUAGGUAAGCCAGUUUAUAAUUAUAGAUACUGCUUAGGAGCAAAGAAUGAAUUCCAAGGAGUUUGACUAAAAUCAGGGUCCGGUGGCGCGCUACCGGUAGUCUUGAUAAACCGGCCUGAUAAACGGGAAGAAAAAAAUACGAGAGAUGAGCAGACGGCCCUGUGGCUCGCCAAUCACGACAAGUGUUGGAGUAACAACAGAAUACCCCUCCACUUCGAAGCAGUAUCCUUGAAAGAGCUGGAUAUGUGGAUCGGAUACGCGGAUACGGAGUGACUGAGUAUCCACGUAUCCACCUAUUUUUAAGGAGUUGCUUUAAACUGGCACGGUAUUUUUCAGUUAAGCCCAAAUGUUUAUAGCCGCCCAGGCCAAGCAUAGGAUUAGUAGAGCAGACAAGAAACAUUUUUUUUCUUCUUUGAAUGGCCUGAUUAGCGUGAAUAAUUCAUAUUAUGCGAACAUGGAAUCUAAUGCCUAGGAACUUGCCAACAUAGUCUUUUCUUGUUUGAUUUAAUUCUAGAAAAUCCGGCGUAAGUUGAUGGAAUUUAACGUUAAUACCACGUACAGCAGAACGUGUCAAAAAAAGGGUGUUACUGAGCUAACCUUUCGUCCAGCUUAGCCCCUAUCCAAAGUUAGACGUUCUUAUAACGGAUCAUGAGGUUAUGUUCACGCUAUUCCCAGCUGUAUUCCGGAUAGCGAUCCGGUACAAUGUGAACACAUAUCCGAUACGUGACUCUCCAUUUUAGAGAUUGGCGCAGUGCAGCUUACCCUGGGUACCAGAGGUUUUUUCUCGCGUGCGACAGGGGUCUUCGUUUCGUCGGCCGAAGGCCGAAGACACGAGCGGUGAAACCGCGGGUCACUUUUUAAGACUUGACCGAAACCGAAAACCGCCGAAAUCACCGUUCUUAUGUGAACAGAAGCCCUAUCCGGGAUGGUUUUCGCGCCGGCGCAAAAGCAAUCUGGCAAGGUAUGGUGUGAACUGUCUUAGCCAUGAGUAAUUAAUUGUACGAGCUGGGGCCAUUAACCAAUAUUUUUGUAAUUAUUAACUGUAAUGUCCUACAUGAUUUAGAUAUUCUUCAUGAGGAACAUAAGAAACUUGAAGAAAGAGUGCUUACUAUGGAGAGUGCCUUGCCAGAAACGAAGAAGGAGCUAUUAGAGACGAAAAAAGAGGUAGCCAUUCUUUUAUUGUUUGGAGAAGUUGGUAGAAGUACAAAGCAUGUUAGUCAUAAAAGUCCAAGGACUGAAACCCCGUGACGAGACAAUCGGGUUCUUUUUUUCCGGCUUACAAUUCCUCGGUUUUUUCAACUAUUGACAUGUACCAGUUUGAAAGUGAUACGUCGUAAGAGAGCAAAAAUACAGCUGCGAAGCUGCAAAGUUGCGAAUAUUUUGUAAGUUUGUAGGGCGGGGGCAAGUUUGUGCCCCCACCAUACUAACGUCUGUAACAUUUCACGACUUUCAGGAACUGUACCUUCUUUAUGUGUUAAUGAUAUAUGAAAUAAAUCAUAUAUGAACUGCGGAAAUGAAAUGAAAAUGAAGAAGUGAUCGUCGCGGUGAACGCAAUUUAUGCAAUUGCGUAAAGAAGCCUGAAAAAAAUUCAGGACUUCAACGGGGUUUGAACCCGUGACCUCGCGAUACCGGUGCCUGCUCCCAACGUCAGUGGCUUCAUAGCUCAGUUGGUAGAGCAUCGCACCGGUAUCGCGAGGUCACGGGUUCAAACCCCGUUGAAGUAUUGAAUUUUUUUCAGGCUUCUUUACGCAAUUGCAUGAAUUGGGUUCAAUGCGACGAUCAUUUCUUCAUUUUCAUAAUAUCUUCUUUAGUUGUCAACAGAGCACGUUUAAACUUGGCAAUUUUAUUUAUUUAAAGGCGCUCUUUUCAGGGGAGUUGACAUUUUCCCAAACUUUUCCAUGUCACAAGUUAAAAAAAACGGUGGAAAGGUCUAUUGUAGAAAUAGGCACCAAUACUAGACGCGCACGACGGCGACGGCAAACCGAACUUCAAAAAUUUAUAGGUUAACAAGCAAACAACAAUUUUGUACGUGCAGCGCACUUUUUGGUACAUAUAAUAAAAUUAGUAAAACCAGCGUCUCAUUGCCGGUCAGAGCAACCUUGUACUUCAACCGGUGGUGUUUUAGAUCUAAGUAUAAAACCUGGGUAUUUGUUGCUUUAAAACCAUUACAGGUGCUUGACAAAGAGCUGGCCGAGAUUCAGUUAUCCGAGGAACUAAAGUCCAUGACUCUUCAAGCAGAGGAGUAUAAGGUAUUACGCUAAUUGAGGCGGAAGCCCUCGUGAACACACUCUUACUGAACAAAUAUAUCUCGAAUGCAGGCAUCAGAAAUUUAUCUUUUAAUGUGUGCCCAGCUUUAACCUUUUUCUGCUACUGGGCACUCUUAACACACACAAUUAAGACCAAUUAACUUCACGGACAGUGGACAAGUCGGGCUAUCAAGGCUGAAAAUAAAAUUUCAACAUUGUGGCAGGUCAGUACUUGCUUAGUGCCCCCAAUGAGAUUUUGAAAUCCGCGAAAAAGCUCUGCGCAAGUCUGCUGUAAGGCAGAAGUGGCUUUAAGUGGCUGGGGCCAUGGCUGUGGCUAAGAUUUUAUAUACUUUAAUCAAUUAGCUAUGACAGACGUCCUAAGAUGAAAUUCAGUCUUCUGUUAUACGUGUUGAACAGCACCCUCAUAACGCUUCAACCUUUGAAGAGGAAUUGCUCUGAUGGUUAUCCUUUCAACCAUAGCGUCUUUUUGUGGCGGAGAGAAACAAGAACAUAUGCGGCUUAGAAAGACUGGAGGCACUGAUUUCAAACGCGGAUGCUGAAAUGCACAACGAGGACAUGCCCAACCGGUUUGAAAGUUUUAAGGUAAAUCUUUAAUUGUUGAUUACUUUCUCUUCCUUAACUGUCUGUCAAACUAACGCUCUAGUAAUCUACAGUAGUCACUUAUUCAGGCGGCCACUGUCACUUACCUUUUUUUCGUCAGGCUGUCGGAUUUAAUUUUUAUCCCGGUAUAACGUGACGAAUGGGUAAGACAGUAAGGUUACUAAGAAUGAAUCCAACCAGCUGUUGGAGCACUAAUAAGUAGGCUGCAAAACUUCAGUCAGUGGUCUCUGUCUGGGCUUUCUAUCGAAACCACUUUUCAACAUUUAAUGCGUGUAGGUGUUGUAAGCGUGUUCGAGUUCAAAGUUUAGUGAAGUGCGAACAAGCAGCAGUCGUAGAUCAGCGGUUUAUUUAGAGACGAAAGUACGCUUCCAGUUUCAUUUUCAGUCCUAUAUACUAAUGCCCGCUAGCCCCUGAAUUAAGGCUUUGCUCUGAUAGGAACUUUAUUCUCUCAUAUAACUGUUUUCUCUUUGGACAUGAAAUUGUAGGAUUUAAUCAGAGUGAUACAAGAGGGUUUUCAGGCCCAAAUAAAGAUGAUUCUUGAUAAGCUUUCCGACGCCGAAGAUAUGCUUUACCGUUCAUCGCCUUACACAGAAGGGAAAGUACAACAGACGAAGAUCAACAAAGAAACACCCUCAAAUGGUUCGAUGUUCGAGUUAGCAAAUCUGAGCGACAAAGUCAAGGGAGAAGUUGAUGACGAACCAAGGGUAAAAGCAGCCAACCCUCUUCCUGAGAAAAUCCAAGCUGUAACGGAUAGCUCGGAAGCGUGCAAACACGAGCAAUUUAGCUGCAACUCUACAAACGGUGAGGAUUCCGUGGACUCUGAACCAACUCCAGUUUUUCAACAAACACAGCAAUCAUUUGUACAAGCUCAGGCGAAUUUCAAACAUGCCCAUCCAAAUGAUACGAUUGAUUUGCAUCCAUUU
Molecule: messenger RNA, 3949 nt
Organism: Porites lobata
Lineage: Eukaryota; Metazoa; Cnidaria; Anthozoa; Scleractinia; Poritidae
Source: the annotation of a GenBank genome assembly